Molecule: messenger RNA, 7533 nt
Organism: Syngnathoides biaculeatus (alligator pipefish)
Lineage: Eukaryota; Metazoa; Chordata; Actinopteri; Syngnathiformes; Syngnathidae
Gene: strbp
Product: spermatid perinuclear RNA binding protein
Exons: 20
Coding region: 471-2735 (754 amino acids)
Cellular component (GO): precatalytic spliceosome
Molecular function (GO): double-stranded RNA binding; single-stranded RNA binding
Source: RefSeq, a predicted model, not a curated record
ACCCUCAGCUCAGUACUGGCGAGGCACAAGGAGAAACCAGCAGGCGGCACCGGGCUCUCGCUCCUCAAAGCCGGCUGGUGGCGACUUUUUUGUAGCACUCGGGGACAUUGACACCUCUUCUUUUCUGUUUCAACCGGGAGUGUCUAUUUUCUUGGGUAUUUUUUUUUAACCCAUUUGGAUUCUCCGUGGACUUGGCGCGGACGCUUUCCACCCCACCGCGUAGCACAACGCCGUACCGGACCUUGAACCUGACUCUGGAGAAGAAAUCCAACAAAGAGAUUGGAGGACAAAGAGUGGGGCAUCUUCUCAUCGAGGGGUGGCUACGGUGACGGAGGAGCACAUGAGGAGCGGUGUGACGGUAGCAUCCUGACCAGUAACCUUACAUCUGCACCGCACCCUCACGCCCGGCAAGCCUCAACAGCCGGCGUUGGAAGGAAGGAAGGAAGCCUGCGAACACUCCUCCUCUCGGCAUGAGGUCCUUCCGUUCCUUAAGCAAUGACGACCGCCAUGUCAUGGCAAAGCACUCCACUAUUUACCCCUCCUCUCACGACUUGGAGGCAGUUCAGACGCUGGUGUCUAAUGUGGAGUGCGCCCUCAAGCACGUGUCGGACUGGCUGGAUCAGACGAGCUUGGAGGCCCAUGGCCAGCUUGAAACCCAAGCGCCAGACAGUACCGAGGAUGCGGAGCCUGCCGAGGAGGCUGAGGGCUCAAGUGAUGGCUACAGGGAGCCUAGCAGUGGUAGAGUGCUCUGCGGAGUGAUGAGAAUCGGCCUGGUUGCGAAAGGCCUUCUGAUAAAAGGAGACAUGGACCUGGAGCUGGUGUUGAUGUGCAGAGACAAACCCACGCCUACGUUGUUGGACUCGGUCUGCCAGAACUUACCUGGGCAAAUAGAGAAGCUGACAGAGGAGAAAUACGAGGUCAGAAGCUCCCUGCCCGAGGCGGCCAUCGUGGUACGGACUACGACGGAGCCCAAGCUUACACUGAAGAUCACCCUCACCUCCCCAGCCGUGAGAGAUGAUGAUGAUGAGGAGGAGGCGGAGGAGGAGGAGGAGGAGGAGGAGGAAGAAGAAGAAGAAGAGGAACAAGAGGAGGACGGGGAAGAAGGAGAGGAGAAUGAGGAGUUACAUGUGGAGGGAGCUGAGGAGGUGGCUGCAGAGCAUGAGCAAGAAGUGGAGAAUCAGGAAAAGAGCAAUGGCCACGUGUUGGGUGCUGCUGCGCAAAGAAUGGAGGCUGAGGAGGAGGAGGAGGAGGAAGAGGGAGAGGUGCUGGAUAGACACAGAUGUCUGUUGGCCCUGGCAGCGCUGCGACACGCCAAGUGGUUCCAGGCUCGAGUGAACGGACUCAAGUCCUGCGUUAUCGUUCUCAGGAUACUUAGAGACAUGUGCAAUAGACAACCCGCCUGGGAGGCUCUUAACGGAUGGCCCUUGGAACUGAUCUGCGAGAAGGCCAUCGCCACCUGCAACAGACCCCUCGGGGCAGGAGAAGCCUUGCGCCGGGUCAUGGAGUGUCUGGCCUCAGGCAUACUGCUGCCAGGCGGUCCAGGUUUACGCGAUCCGUGUGAGAAACAGCCUACAAACACUUUAGCCAACAUGACAGACGAGCAGGCGGAGGCCAUUACCUACAGCGCACAGCGAGCUCUCAGGCUGAUGGCAUUUGGACAGAUCUCCAAAGUGCUGGAGAUGGAGCCUCUUCCCUCAAAUAAACCUUUGCAGAAAUACCCUUGGUGUGACAAAGAAGGCUUGGCUCUGAAAAGGCCAUAUGACGAAGGAAUGAUGGACGACAAGGACCUCAUCAAGAAGAUGAAGAGGAAUCUUCGGAGAGUUCUCGACGGCAAAGCCAUAGACUCCAACCAGCCAAUGAAUGCCCUGAUGCGGUUGAACCAGAUCCGUCCAGGGCUGCAGUAUCGCCUGCUAUCCCAGUCGGGCCCCGUUCACGCCCCGGUCUUCACGAUGUCCGUGGACCUGGAUGGAACCGUUUACGAAGCAUCGGGGUCCUCCAAGAAGACCGCCAAGCUCCAUGUUGCCGUCAAGGUUCUUCAGGCGAUGGGCUACCCGACUGGUUUCGACUCAGACCUGGACCCCAUGAGCUCAGAUGAGAAGUCUGACAGUGAAGGCAAGAGCGAGGCGUCCUCGCACACGAGCAAUAACGCAACGCACUCCUCGGACAGCUCCAACACACUGGAGGUGCGAACUCAGGGCCCCAUUCUGACAGCAAGCGGGAAGAACCCUGUCAUGGAGCUAAACGAGAAAAGACGAGGUCUCAAGUAUGAGCUCAUCUCCGAAAGUGGAGGGAGCCAUGACAAGCGCUUUGUCAUGGAGGUGGAGGUGGAUGGACAGAAGUUUCGUGGGGCGGGCCCCAACAAAAAGGUAGCAAAGGCCAGUGCUGCUUUGGCCGCGCUGGAAAAACUCUUCUCUGGUCCCAACGCUGCUGCAAACAAGAAAAAGAAGCUACUGCCUCAGACCAAAGGAGCUUUGGCUGCGGCGGCGGCAGCCUCGGCAGUGGCAGCUCAGGUAGCCCGAGGAAGAGGAAGAGCCACCCUCGCACGGGGAGCUUUCGUCAGCGCCGCAGCACCAGGCUACGUUACGCCAGGCUUCGGAACGCCGUACGCCUACAGCCCCGCCGCAGCUGCUCCUGCUUACGGGGGUCUUUUCAUAGACAAUCCCUUCUACCAGCCGCGGACCCUCGCUCCUUUCAUCAUCCACCUGGGCCCCCAGGAUCUCUUCUCUGACUUCUAAAAGAGACGAUUUCUAAACAAGCAGCAGAAGGUGACUGCUCCUCUUUCGUUCUUCUCGAUGAAGCGGACACGUCACGGUGGGAGGAGGAGGAGGAUGAGGAGGAGGAUGGGGGACUGUAAGGGAGGGGGGUGGGGCCAAGUUUCCCCUAAAGCAAUACUCAUAUUUGAGGAAAAAAAGCGUGAACUGGCUGGUCUUUAUAGCAAUAGCAAUACACAUGAACUCCUCUCUUCAAGAAGAAUGUCCGGCGACUUCAUGCGGCGUUGCAAUAGCUCGUCUUGAUUGUAUCCAAAUGAUGUGCGUCUGUGUGUGUGUGUGUGUGUGUGUGAAUAUUACACAUAUAUGUAGUGUGUGUGUGUGUGUAUAUAUAUAUUAUACACAUUAUACAUACACACAUAUGAGCAGUUUGUUGAGUAUAAUAUUAUGACAAUGUACAUAUGUAAAUACAUUUUAAAGGAUAACUUAUUGUUAUAAAUAAUUUUAGGAUGAUACGGUGUAAUGUACCUGUAAUAACACACUAUAGCUUUCUUCCAGUUUUCUAUACACGAGCUAAUUGUAGGAGAACCAAUAUUAUCUUUGCUAUUAUUCCUAUUAAUCGCUGCUCUUAGUAUAAUAAUGGCACUCGCUUCCCUUUCUGGAUGUCUUUCUGAGCCUUUUUCAAGGGGUGCUCACGUCCUCUAAUCAGCCAAUCUUACGUUAGCCCCCCCCUCCCCACACACACACACAUUUACUUGCUGUCAGAAAGCACAUGUUCUAAAGUCGCACUGGUGGCAGGGAAUGCUCUUCGUGUUUAUGUGUAGUGUGUAAGCAUUGUCAUCUGUGAAACGCGUCCAGUCGACUCUGAUGGGAAUUUGCUCGAUCAUCUUCGGAAGCAAAAGCACACACGUUGCAAUGCGUACUGAUGCGCAACUGGACGACAACGCCGAUUUCAGGCGGACUCAUUGCACAUCCAACUUUUUAACGGAACUGAUAAGGAGUUAAUACUGCAUCGUUAGGGUAGGAAUGUGCUCCCGACGGACGGCCCGAGUUGAAACUCUUAAUAUUCAGCGGCUGUUCUUUGACUCUUUUGGAAGUUUAGUCCUUUCGGUUUCCGUUUCUCGAGUUUUGCCACAUGCAGUUCCCGUGCAAAAUUGGAUUUCAAAUAUGCGUCGCGCACAUUUAGUGUAAUUGUAGGGACUGCUUGUGUUUUCAAGGGCUUGCUUGUUGGUUGCCGCUUGCUGUAUUUUGAGUUUUUCCUCACGAGUGGUGGACGAUUUAAAUGAGGGCCUUAAAACUAAAUUUGCCUGGGAAAGAAAAAAAAAAGUGUAGAGAUUCAAAUUGAUUGAAAUUGAAACUUAAAAGUUGCCUACUAAAAAUCAUUUAAGAACAAUGUAAAGGUCCCAUGCCAUCAAUUUUCUGGAGGGAGGAGCAAGUUGCUCACAGGAUGUUGUCGAAAAUAUACUAGUAUACAAGUACACAUCGCUCUGACGGCAAGCUUUGCUAUUUCAUUCAUUGAUAAUUAUAAAUUAGAAAUAUAGUUGAGUAUGGUUGUGUCACAUUUUGUCCUGGAUAAAAUGCCACAUCUUUCAAAAUCCUUCUUAAGAGUACGCAUACUCGUAACCUCAUUCAUGGUACACAGUACAUCCUGAUAAAAAAAAAAAAAUAAAUUAUCCUGUCAGUAACUGAAGAACCUUACCGCAUCGUAAACAAAGCAUGAAGUAAUAUUUAAUUGUAUCUUGGGAAGGAGCAGUGUUCUUGCCUCACUCCUCCACUGCGGUUUAAUAUUUCUAGUUCAUCUUGUUUUAACGUAAACAUCACCAGCCUUUUUUAAAUGUAGACUUACGUCUAUAGUACUGAUUAAUGUGAAGCGCUACCAGUUUGAUUCCAAUUUUUUAAUCUAUGUUAAAACGAUGACUAUGUUUAUGAUUUCCCCCGAUAAGUACAAGGUAACAAGGUAGAUCCAGAAAACAUUCUAGAUCUAGAUCACACCACCCUUUUUUUUUUUCCACCCCUUGAGUCAUUUCAUUGACUUUGCAGAGUUAAGAUUUGGCAGAGGUCAAAAUUGGCCCAUGGCAGUAAUACAUAUUUAUAUUGUUUGUUUAUGGCAACAUUCCAUUUGGAUUUUUAUCACCUCAAAAUCAGUGAGCAUGUUCAGGCUUCUCUCCGAGGUUGAGGACAGUUUGGAACUUUUAAAGUGACCUCCACCACUCGAAGUCUUUCCCCUCCUGCCUGGUCUGUGCUCUGCAAUGCCCUGUGUGUGCCCCCCCCUCUUGUGCCCCCCUGCGGCCCCCCUGCUCUCGCUCCAGAUGGCCCACAUUAAUGAGGCACACACUGAGCAACCUCCUCAAUUCCCUCUGCACUCCAGUCACACUAUUGCAGUCAUUCUGGCUACACGAACAUUUGUUAUUGUCGCGGAUUUAAGAUUUAUUCCUUCGGAGGUGUCAAACUCAAGGGCCCAGGGCCAGAUGCGGCCCACCGCAUCAUUUUUUUGUGGCCCGCGAAGGCAAAUCAUGUGCAACGACUUCCAUGAUUCUUGCGGUUGGUGUGCAGUACUGUGGCACUUUGACUUACAAGUUCAAUUUGUUUCACGAGUCACUCAAAUAAUUUGAAUCUCAAAUCAAAUUUCUCCGCUGUGAUGAACAAAAAUUUGUAACGUUUUUGUGUGGUUUAAAGAAAAAUAGCACUCUACAGUACUGUAUUAUACUAUUGUACAUACAUAAAUAUAAGUCACAGAUUUGAUUGUGAAACACGAAGACCAUCAGAACUAGGCUGCAGUAACAUAGGUUGGUUUCUGCAGUGUAUGAAGAGCAAUUAGCCUGUCUAUGGCAUUUCCCUUUUUGUGUUCAUAUUAAGAUAGCAGACUUUUGUAAGGCAAAGAUCUGCUGUUUGGUUUUGUUUUAUGCUUAGUUAUCCAGUGAACUUCAACUGGAAGUAGCAAUACUGCUUGAAGCAAAGACUCGAGGCCUCUUUUUUUCAAAAAACUGUUGGCUAUCUGCCCAACUGCACACAGCACGCUCAGGGAGGAUAGAAUAUACGUCAUCCACCUCUUAUUAGCACUCACAUUGUUUGGAGCCUUUUUUUUUUUUUUUAAACACUUGCCCCAUCCCCCAAAACAAAAACCCAAACAAACUUAUAAGUCACAGCACGGCUGUACAUGUUCCACACAGAGUUUGUUUGGUGCUUCUAAUUUGAGUUGGGUGUAGCUUUACAAAAGCACCUGCGUUUUUUUUUUUUUGUGUGUGUGGAUCGUCACUUUUCUAUCAUUAAAAACACUUUUUGGCAUCUGAAACAUACAAAGAUUUCCACGCUUGGAUGCAGCAAUACUUUCUCUAGCUGGCGUGUGUUAUCUUUUUACCCGCCUGCCUCGUCGGGAAGAAAAUAUUGCAGACAUGCAGGAUGUGUUUUCAUCCACACGCCAAAGAUUCUGAAGCAACCCGUCAAGGUGUCACACAUCCGGCGUUGAGAAUUUUGUUGGUCCUGUGGGACUAGAAGGAAGUUAACUUUACCUCCUCCAGACGUCUUGUUGAAAUAGCUGCAUAAUGGUUUGCAAUACAUGACAGCAGCCAGCGGAGGGCGCCGGUAAUUCAUGCCCAACUCGUCCGAUGCCUAAACGGGCUGCAGUAGAAAUCGGCGCGGAACAAGUUUAAUGUAAAAAUUCUGAAGUUUUUGAAAUGCGGCUUCACCUUUCACUUUGCUCAACUAACAUCGUAGUGACAUCAUAAUGGGAAAUAAUGUGAUGAAAAACAUUUAUUAAUAUAAAAGAAUAACAUUAAAAAUGCAGAAUUUUUUUUUGUUUGGAAACAUGACCGAAGGGCCUCGCCACUGGUAGAUGACUUAAGUGAUUUCAAAUCGAUCAACUGCGACUGAGUGAUGAUCGGUCAGGGGUGUACGUGGCCUCUCACCCAAAGUCAACUGGGAUUGGCUGCGUCCCGUUUACUCACCCAAUACCCCCACACCACACCCCCACGGGAUGGGGAAUCGAUGUUUUUCUCCUCGCAUGCACUCAUACAGCCACGGAUGGAAAGUCGCGGCCGCAGAGUGUUUUCCGACUGGGGCAGAAAGAGAUCGCAAAUAGAUCCGGCAUCAAGUUUCACCUUCGCAGCUGACCAGAAUAUCUGCGGAUCAUAUCAUUUUCCUGCACGUGUGUGUAUGCGUGUGUUGGAACAUUAUCUACAUCAACUACACUGCAUACUGUGCGCACUUCUGUACACACGCUCAUUUGUCCACACAUGUGCAGCGGGUUGCGGCAGACAGUCCAGACCUGCUGGUCAAGGUUCAACGUGGUCCUGCUAAACGACGGAACUUUUUACUUUGGGAAUGUACACGAUGUUGUUCUAGUGAUUGUAGAGUAGAAUGUAUUUACUCAUAGAGUAAAAAAAACAUAUUAAUAUGGUCUAUAUACGGACACAUGCCUGUGUGUGUAUGUAUAUAUAUAUAUAUAUAUAUAUAUAUAUAUAUACAUACACACACACACAUACACUGUACAUUGGUACUGUAUACAUUUUCAACUUGAACUGUUUUUGGCGCAUCACAUUUGUUUUCUUCAAUUUUUAUUUCAAGCAUUGUGAUAAAUUUAGUGUCUUAUGAUCUUGUAAAUAUUUUUUUUUCGUUAUUUUGGGAAGAUUUUGACAAAGAACCAUUUUAUGAUGCCGCCUACGAAACUACGGAGCGAUAUUUAACCCUCACAGUCUAUUGAGCUGAUUGACGUGGCGAGAAGAAAAUGAAGGUGAUCAGAAUGUGCUUUGUUUCACUGUUUGGUAGCAAAUGUUCACGGCAGUGCUGCUUUGCAUUUCUUCACUUCAUUUAUGCUUGUGGGAGAGAA